This is a messenger RNA of Eimeria tenella, 2382 nucleotides long. Its product is annotated as AGC kinase, putative. The transcript has 8 exons. Gene Ontology annotation, molecular function: ATP binding; protein serine/threonine kinase activity. Gene Ontology annotation, biological process: protein phosphorylation. Bases 1 to 2382 code for a protein of 793 amino acids. Lineage: Eukaryota; Apicomplexa; Conoidasida; Eucoccidiorida; Eimeriidae. The record is from RefSeq and is a predicted model, not a curated record.
AUGCUGCGGUGCUGCCUUUGCUGCUUCUCAGUGGAGAGGGAAAUCGGGCGGGGAGGGUUCAGCAGGGUUUACCGAGUGCGGAGCCGCAAAAGCGGAGUUUUGCUGGCAGCAAAAGUUUUGGAAAAAGCAAAAAUAGAAAAUGAGCCGCAGCGGCUACGGAGGGCCCUCGUUGAAAGAGAAGUUUUGAGCUGCUGCCAGUCCCCCUUCGUGCUGCAGCUCUGCUGCGCCUUCCAGACCCAAAGACACAUGGUGCUCGUCACCGAGUUCUGCCCCGGCGGUGAUCUGGCGGCGCUGCUGCGGUGCCACAAACGCCUAAGCGAAGCAGCAGCGCGCUUUGUAGCUGUGGAGGUGAUGCUGGGGCUGCAGCAGCUGCAGCAGCAGCAAGUUGUGUAUAGGGAUUUGAAGGCAGCAAACGUGCUUAUUGAUCUGGACGGCCACUGCAGACUUGCGGACUUCGGGCUCGCCAAGAAGCUCACCGGUCAACUCAAGAGGACAUUUUCCUUCUGCGGCAGCCCGGAGUACCUCAGCCCGGAAAUGCUGCUUGGAUCGGGGCACGACCACAGCGUGGAUCUGUACGCGCUGGGCUGCCUCAUCUACGAGCUGCUGGUGGGGUUUCCUCCAUUCUUUGCUGCAAACCGCAACGUGAUGUACAUGAAAAUAAUGCAAGGACAGCUGUCGUUUCCCGCUUCUUGCCAGGCCUCCGCAGAGGCUCGGUCUCUGGUAUCGCGUUUGCUGUCGUUGGAGCCGCUGAUGCGCGUGGGGGCUUUAGGGGGAGUUGAGGAAGUGAUGCAGCACAGCUGGUUCGCGGGGGUUUCUUGGGAGGCAGCCAAAAGACUUCGCCUGGCGAGCCCCCUGCUGCCGCUGCUGCGGGAAGCGCGGGAGAGAAACCCUUUGCCCAUCGUCCAGGACAAGACCCUAGAGGCCCCUCUGGCCUGCGACAGGGGCCGCUGGAAGCCGCAGCACUUUUGCGCUUCUUUGGCCUUUGAUUACACAAACCCUGCGCGCCUGGACGACUUGGCUGCGAGACUAAUCGAUUCUACAGUAGAAGGCGCAUGCGUUGCCAUUCCGCAAGUUGUAAACUCAGGCGCAGCGGCUGCUGCUGCGGCUGCUGCUGAUGCAGCAGCAGCAGCAGCAGCAGAUGGCGUUGCUGCUGUUCUCGCAUCGGGCUCCACGCUUGCCCCGGAAGAAAGCCUCAACACCGAUGAGUCACUGUCUCCCACAGCCAGUGCAACUGACAGUGCAGCAGCAGCAGCAGCAGCAGCAGCAGCAGCAGCAGCGCCUGCCAAGGAAUGCUCCGUGGAAUGCACAAAUGUGAGUGAAGACAAAGACAGUGGAAGCGACACUUCUGCGUCUGAGAGCAUGGACGAAGGGUCUCAAGAAAUGAGGAUUACCGGGGCAGCCGAGGCAGCAGCAGCGGCAGCAGCAGCAGCAGCAGCAGCAGCAGCUGCAGCAGAGGCAAACAGAAUAGUCUCAAAUGCACGGAAACGAACAACAGAUGCCACAGCAGGGCCCCCAGGGCCCACACCAGCCGUCGCUGCAGCAGCUGCUGCUGCUGAGCAGCAGCAGCACACGGCGCAGGCACUGCAGCCUGCAGCAGAUUCCAAAGACAGGGGCCCCUCAGCAGCUGCCGCAGCUGACCCAGCCGGGGGCCCCAAGGGGCCCCCAGAGAUGGCUGCUGCAUGCAGUUUGCCUUCUGUGGGGUCCAUAGGCGGGAAGGAGCAGGCACCGAUGGACUCUGCUGCUCCGCUCAAGAGCAGCAGCAACAGCAGCAGCAGCAGCAGCAACAGCAACAGCAGCAGUAGCAGCAGCAGCGUCAGCAGCAGCAGCACAGAAGACCGUAAGGAAGCCCUCGCGCUAGUUAGCGAGGAUCAUGAUUCUCCUGACAAAGGAUUAAAGACCAAAAGAAGCUUCAACCCACCCCGGGUGAGCAUGCUGGCCUCACAGCGCCGGCAGCAGCAGCAGCAGCAGCAGCAGCAGCAGCAGCAGCAACAGUCGCGCCAGGGGCCCAAGCCCAGCUCCAGUGAGCUUACCAGCAGCAGCAGAGUCAAGCACAGUAGCUCCGGCAGCUUCUCCAGUCUGCGGCAGCGUCCGGCUGCAGCAAAACAGGCCCAGGAGCCGCACAGCGCGGCUGCUGCUGGGGGCCCCCUGGGGGGCCCCAACGCGGGGGCCCCCCAGGCAGCGCAUAUGGAGCGCAGCAGCAGCAAUUUGGCGCGGGGCUCUGCAGCUGCUGCUGUUCGCGUCGCCAGGACCUUCUCGCCCGGGGCUGCUUUGGCUGACCGAAAGGGCGCAGCGGAGGGAAAGCCUGCUGCAGCAGGCAAAGCCAUUAGACAGUCAGGGAGGCCCAUCGGGAGCCGCAGCCCGCCUUCUGCUGCGGGGGCUUAG